Molecule: messenger RNA, 603 nt
Organism: Hepatospora eriocheir
Lineage: Eukaryota; Fungi; Microsporidia; Hepatosporidae
Source: the annotation of a GenBank genome assembly
AUGACUAUUAAAAUAUUGUUGAAAUUACAAGAACUACUUAAAGAGUAUUUACAUGAGAAUGAGCUAUAUAGAUUGAAGGAAGUAUUCAAAGAUAACACUGUAAUUUAUAAUAAAGAAUUGUUUGAUGAAGUUGAAAGACAAGAAAAAGAAUUUAAAUAUAUCAAAGAAAUCUUUAAAAAGAUUCAGAAGAAAAAAAAGUUACUAACUGAUGUAGAAAUUGAUGAUGAUAUAUUAAAGCUAAUUAAAGAACUUACAGACAUAACAAUAGAAGAAGACAGCAGUAAAGAAUGUGAGAUUAAGAUUGUUAAAAAUGAUCUUGAAUGGAUAAAGAAUUUAGAAGAAUUUAAGCUUAUUGAUAGACCAAUUAAUAGAAAUUUAGCACAAUCAAAUACACACAUGCAUCACAUUGGCAAACAAGAAGAAAAUCCAACUGAACAAAAAAUUACUGGUACAUUAAUCAACCAAUCAAUGGUAUUUCAAAAUGGAAUUCCCAUACCUCAUGAUAACCAACAAAACAAUAUCAACGAAGAACAACAAAAUACACCCACUCCUCAAAACAAUAACAAUGAAACAAAUCUUAAUGAUGAAGAUUUGUUUUUUUAA